Helicoverpa armigera (cotton bollworm) is the source of this 6507-nucleotide messenger RNA. RefSeq names its product putative epidermal cell surface receptor (gene sas). The transcript has 18 exons. NCBI's taxonomy places the organism in Eukaryota, Metazoa, Arthropoda, Insecta, Lepidoptera, Noctuidae. Gene Ontology annotation, biological process: cell adhesion; signal transduction. Bases 275 to 3700 code for a protein of 1141 amino acids. The record is from RefSeq and is a predicted model, not a curated record. Gene Ontology annotation, molecular function: heparin binding; integrin binding. Gene Ontology annotation, cellular component: extracellular matrix.
GCAUCGCGUCAGUCCCACCGCGUCAACACUACACCACGCACGCGCCGGCUGCGCACGCGCAGAAAUCAACACAUCUCGUGUCAUCAUCACAAACAUUUUUAAAAAGAGAACCCUUUACGAAUUUUGAACAAUUCCUUUUUUUAUUUUAGUUCUUUUUUUGAACCAGUGUUGUGUCAGUGAAUGUGAACAGAUUGUUUUUUUUUAUGUUAGAAAGUGUUCCUACCUGCCAGGAGUGUUUUUCUAUAGUCUACCGAUGGCGGCACGGUGACCGAAGAUGAGCGCACGCGCACUGGCGCUGUGGUGCGUGCUGGUGGUCGCGGUGAGCGCCCGCGCCGCCGCAUACACCGUCGACUGCAACCACGAGUACACUGACUGUGAUACUGAGCUCAGCAAAAUAACAGGUGAAGAAGAUGACGUGCGUAAGCCACCUGUACGAAAGAUCACAUCAGAAGAACCAAAACUUUUAACAACAAGCUCAACAACGUCCACAACCACCACAACAUCAACAACAGAAACUACAACGACAGAACAUAAAACAGAAACAGAAACAGAAGCAGAAGUGGAAGCGGAAACAGACUCAGAAAUAGAUCCCACACCACUGUCAGAAGUUGGUGAAUCUAUUAUGCCGCCACAAGAAGGGGCCAAAACAAGGGCUAGACUCCUGAACUUAAAUGUUGAUGAACUACAAAAUUUCGCCAUAGCACUACAUAAUGAAACAAAUGCAAAAGGUCACAAGAAACAUUUAUCAGAUUUAAGUGACGUCAAUUUAGAUGUGGAUGAUGACGAUGAACCUAGAAUGAUACCUAUAGAUCAGAAACAAAAAGAUAUACCUGAAAAGUUUUACACUAAUCUACAGGCUCCAUUCCAUCCACUGAUGACGGCUGAGAGAGGCUCAGAGGAAAUGGAUACGUGUAAAGAAAACGAGAUUACAUACAAGAUCGGAGAGCGCAUGGACAGAGGCUGUGAAGAGACUUGCGAGUGCAUCGCUGGCGGUAUAUUCGACUGUUCGCCUCGCUGCAAGCAUCCUUACAUCCGUCGAGGAAGAAGACUCAACGAUCCUCUGUGCUUCGAGUCGCCUGUCGACGAGUGCUGCUCUAUUAUAGCCUGUGCUACUGGUAGUGGUGAUAAUUCACAAAAGGUGGUCAAGCCGGAAGUGUGCAGAUAUGGAAACGACACGCAUCCCGUCGGAUCCCAAUGGAAUAUCGGAUGUGAGCAGACUUGCAUUUGUGAACCUAACUCCAUUGUGACGUGUAAACCCAGAUGCAACCCCCUCCCGGUAUCAGACAAAUGCAUCAACGUACAGGAUCCGAACGACGCGUGCUGUGAGGUGCAAGUGUGUGACGUCAGCCAUGAUGUUCACGAGGAACCUGAGAACUCCACCACAUCCACUACUUCCACUACUGAGGUAGAAGUUACGAUCAAAGGCUUCGAAGAUUACGAAGAACAAUUGGAACAUAUUCAAACCAGACCCCUCGUCCUGGCUGAACCAAUAGGCUCAGUAAAAGUUCUCCAAAACAACUCUGUUCAAGUUAACCUGAUGCAUUUGAACGAAAGUGAAGACCCAAUCCAUCUUCUCCUAAGCAAUGAUGGAGGGAAGUCUUUCAGUGACGUAGAAUUGAAGUACUCCAAUUUAAUUCUCAACCUAGAAGGAGGAAAAGACUAUAUCCUGAAAACUAAGGAAACAGGAACUAAGUUCAACUUUACUAUAACGGCUUCUGAUAAUGGAGGAGCAAAUGAGGGACCGACUCACGUGCCUGAAGUACCGAGUGAGGUACCUAAUGAGGUACCCAAUGAGGAUAUAAGGGAUAACGUUUCGAAGAUCGGAUGCGUACAUGAAGGACAGUUUUAUGAAAUUGGCGACGAGUUCCACAUCGGCUGCACAGAGCUGUGCGAGUGCGUGGGGCCCGACCAACACGAGUGUGCGGCCCUAGUGUGUCCCUCACACGUAGGCCUAGAACUCGUGUCCAAAGGCUGUGUGAGAUGGGCCCCGUCACCUCCUGCGACGCCGCCCAACUGCUGUCCUAGGUCUGCCAGAUGUCUCAGCGAUGGGACGUGCCAUUAUAAAGGAGUUGCAGUGCCAAAUUGGAGUGAAGUACCUAUAAGCCUAACUGGUUGUGAACAACGCUGUUUCUGCGAGAACGGAGACCUGGACUGUCAAGAUGUCUGCUCCCCCCUCCCCGCCGUGCCCCCUCAGACGUUGCGGUGCCCUCCCGGCCAUCGGCCAGCGGCUGUCAAUAUAUCUGAUGAAGACUGCUGUAAGCAGUGGGGUUGUGCGGCUCAUGCAGGUGUAAUGACAACGGAUGGGCCACAUCAGCAGUCAUUUUUGCCUACCAUACCACCGGACACCCACUAUCCUCCGGAUGAGAGCAUUCCGGACUAUGAUCAGAAUAAUAUCCAUCGGCCAAUAAGCCCUGCAGAGCCGGCAUUGCACGGUCUACCACCAGGGUUGACUCUACCGCCAGGGUAUGGAGACUUGAAUAAGAAGCUGACCGUGAUAUCCAUGCAAGCGGAUUCGCCGACCAGUGUAAAGAUGCUAUUUGGAUUGCCACCUGUGCUGGUUGGGUUGAGAGGCAGCGUGGAUCUAAGAUACACUGAUAAGGCUGAUGAGGACAUUACCAACUGGUUCUCGCAAGUGUUCGCGCCGGCUGACGAGGUGCUCACGACCCCUCGCCUGGAGUUCACACUGACUGGUCUCACUCCAGGCACUACGUACAAGAUUAGAGGAAAGCUGUACUUGCACAAUCUGCCUGUUGAACCGGAGAGUGAGAUCUACACUGUGAGGACGCUGGAUUCUCCUACGACCCCAACCGUAGAAGAAAAGAGACGAGAGAUAGACAGCCGCCUUACAGUGGUGGAUGUCAACGAUACAACAGCCCACGUCUCUUGGAGACGAUUCCUUGAUGAUGAGCUGCAGUUCAUAGAUGCUAUACAAGUCAGAUACCGUCCAGUAGGUACUCCGAUCUACAGCAUGACAGAACUGCUUCACCACAGUCGGUCUACUGCAGAGCUCAUAGACCUAAGACCUGGAAGCCGCUACGAGGCUUCUCUAGUUCUAGUGCCUCCGCCUAAAGCUACUACUGAGCUGACUGACCCUGGGAAAGUGGAGUUCACUACUGCUCCUUAUGUUGAUCCAUACAACUGGACGGUGACAAUAUCCGCGCGGUCCGUCGGGUCGGGCGCGGCGGAGGUGUCGUGGCGCGGCGUGCCGGCGCCGGCGGAGCGCUGGGCGCGCGUGUUCCGCGCGGCGCACGCCUGCGGAGGCGCGCGGGAGCACGACGCAUUCAGUUUAGCUGCGAGGGAUCUGUCGCCUGUGUUGAUGUUGACUGGGUUGCAGCCUAAUUCUAAGUGCCGUAUCUGGCUAGAGAUAUUCCUGACAAACGGAAAAGUCAAGACCAGCAACGUAUUAGAAAUUACCACAAAAUCUGAGGACGCUCCUGAAACUGUCGACAAUGAGGUAGAAGCGUCAUCAGUAGCAGGUCGUCACCGCGGCGACUACUACGGAGCACUCGUGGGAGUGGGAGCGGUCGCCGCUCUGGGCGCUCUCACGUCACUGCUCUUACUGCUCGUAGUGCUCCGGAGACAUCGACCCAGAUCCGUGCCUAUUACUACAGUGCCAUCUGCCCCGAGAGAGUCGUCUCUACCGCCGUACGACAACCCGGCGUACAAACUAGAGUUACAGCAGGAAACCAUGGAUCUCUGACAGUUAAGUUCCCGUGGGCACUCUAACGGGCUCAACGGGAUCUCGGAACGCGCCGUCGACGUCGACAUGAACGGCCGGCCAUACAACGAGAUGGGUGUAUGAGCCCAUACAUACAAACAAACUGUAUUACCAAAACGUUUUUCAUACUCAACCAAUAGCAAAGACAAUAAAAAAAAACGAGAAUGACAUUCAUUACCAUGAUAUUUGUAUGGAAAAGUGAAUAAGUCUUGAGUGCGUGAUUGUACCAAAAGAAACAUUGAAGUUUGUGAAGUGAAGUGAAGACAAAAUUAGUGUAUUUUGUACUUAUAUUUAAGUAUAGUUUCGUCAUACAUAAGUUAUGUCUACCAUGCAUUAGUCGUAAAAAUAUAUCUUUUAAUUAAAAGAAAAAGAUAUAUUGCGAGAUUAGUAGAAAAAUGUAUGGAAUUUAAUUUAAGACAAAAUACUGUAAAGUUAAAGACAAAACUGUAUGAUAUACCUACAGCGUAAAGUUUCCUAACAUUAAAAUGCAUUAGGUUAGUAAAAACAUAAUAAAUAGAUUUAAAUAUAUGUAAAAGUAAAUACCUAAUGUGAUAUCCAGUAAAAACAUAAGCUAUGUCACUUUUCUGUUUGAUUUCAAAUAGGUACCUAAUUUGUUUUUACAUUAAAUUACAUAUUCAUUGUCAUGUUGAGAAAAAACCAGUUUCCAGUUUCCAUUUUCCAUAAAACAUGAUAUCAAAUGUAUGCUAUGUAUAAAGCUAGUACCUACUUAAAUUUAUUAAGUAUAUCCAGAAGUCUUGAAGUAUAAAGUCAGAUUUUUAAAAAUUAAUGUUGCAAUUUUAAACCGGUGUAUCAUACUUGAAAGUCUUACUUUUACUUUAUUAAUUAAAAACUGUCAUUGUAAUAAUGCAUUAGAAUAGUAAAAAAAAACUUUGACGUUUCGUGCCUACGUACAGUCGAGUACAAAUGCCUUCACAUUUCAUCUUAUAUAUAAAAAUUUCGAAAAAAAUAUUCUCAACUCAUUCAAAAAAAUAUUGUUGUUUUCUACAUUCCAUUCCACGAUUGUAUAUAUUGUAAUAAAUAGUGUUAUACUUAAUUUCAAUACACUUGUGUAUAGUUAUUGUAUGAUAAACAAACUGCCGAUACAUUUGUUAAUGAAAAUUAAAUGUUAAAACAUAUAUUUUUUAAUUUUAUUUACUUCAUGGAAGACCAACUAUUUUCCUCUGUUUGUCUUUUAAUUUUCUAAUAAGAAUUACUUAGUGUGUCUUAGUUACAUACUUACCAUUUAAGCACUUGAUUCCGACUGGAGAUUUGGUACCUGCAGAAGUUUGAAUCAGGCAGGCAAGUGCCCAUAAAUAUUUUCACUGUCUAGAAAAAGCUUACUAGAUUUUCAGAAGGGAGAGAUACUACUUCAACAAUUUUGUCAUGCCCGCACUAUGUUAUGAUUUGGGUUAGGGACAGCAAACCACUACCCUUAAAAUCAUUAUAAAAGGGAAAGGAGUGUCAAUUACAAAAACGUCAUUUAAUUCAAAUACAACACCAAAUCACAUUAUAUUUUCUAUAAUAAUAGUACAUAAUAUAUUUUUCUUUAUAUGUUUUUUAUUUUUUAAUUUCUUAACCAUUAUCCUAACGACUUUGUAAUAAACCUACGGUUAUGCCCAUAAAUGUAAAAUACAUAAUGUUACUCGGUUAAUAUGGAAGUGAAAAUGCUUGAAAAUUGUAUUUUAAUAAUAAAAUUUAUUGUUUAAGAAAAUAGAUGCAAAGAGGCUGUUGAUAAAUAACCAUAUUAAUGUAAGUGGGCCCCAAAAGGAAGUUUAAUCAUGUUGUCAUAUAAAUAGCUUUAUUAUAUCUUACUUGAUAACGAUAAUUUUCUAAUAUAUUCUUUGUAAAUACUCUAACAUACGUAUCAUUCGACACAGUAUUGAAACACAAGAGUUGUUCAAAUGAGCUUCAUUUAGCUGGGUUAAAUCAAGGCCAUUUGAAUUAAAUAAAACUAAUAUAACAAUCAUAUAAUAAAUGAACUGAAAUUGAACUACUCGUUCUACAUUUUAAAACAUGAAAAUAACAAAAAUGCAAAUAAAUAUUUGUUAAAAAUCUUGUUCAACUUCGAGUUUUAUCAAUUAAUAGUUAAUUUGUGUUUAGAGUUCGGCACAAUAUGACGUUACCUGAUAUGUCCGUCUGUCUAUGUAAGUCUAGAUUUAUUUAUGUUCUAGAUUAAUAGAAGAUGAACAAAAUUCAUAUGAAACAAAUUUGUUUCUAUUCUACUGCGAAAUUUGUUACAAAAAUAAUGUCAUUUCAAUUUACAAUGUAGGAAGAAUAAUUUUCAAAUUCCGCUCGCAAUUUUGUCUUUAUGGCGAUUUUUUUACCAUCCAACAUUCAAAAGAAAUAAACAUUUGUUGGCUAUUUCUUUGUCAAAUUGGGUUUUUUUCAUAAGUUGGUAACAAAAAACGUGAAUGACUAGAAAGGAUUAACAAACUAAAUAUUUCAUUGAAAUAAUUUCUUUCUUUAAAACGUGACUGGUUCAAAGGGGGGAAAAUAUGGAUAAAAUAAAAUUAUUUUCAGCCAAAGAAAAAUAAUUAAUUCUGUUUCGGGUAACUUUAGUUAAGGGUUAUUUUUUAUUUUAUUUUUCUUUGACCGCUUUCAAUAAAAAUGGCAGUGUGAUAUUAGACAUAAGUAAAUAAAAUACAUUCAAGGAAUCAAUCCAACCUAUCAAUUCCCAUUUUUGCGAAAAAAAGGAAAAACUAUUUUUACCGCCACUUUUAUUGUAACUCCCAUUAAUAACAAACGGUAACAGCAAAUUAACGUAUUUUUUAAAGUAAGCAAAAAAAAUA